Centropristis striata (black sea bass) is the source of this 1127-nucleotide messenger RNA. RefSeq names its product calcium binding protein 2a (gene cabp2a). NCBI's taxonomy places the organism in Eukaryota, Metazoa, Chordata, Actinopteri, Perciformes, Serranidae. The record is from RefSeq and is a predicted model, not a curated record. Gene Ontology annotation, molecular function: calcium ion binding. Bases 1 to 915 code for a protein of 304 amino acids. The transcript has 8 exons.
AUGACUGACGCAAAAAGCGUAUCAUCCGUGGAGGUUCCAGAGGGGAAGUUGAUGAAGAAGGGUUCCAUCAAGAAGAAGAUCGAAUCAUUAAGGCGCUGGAGUUCAGCCAGCAUAAAGAGGCCUCCAAAGCAAAAGACCAAGACCCUGAGUCUAUCUUCCCCCGUGGGAGACCCUGACGACGUCUGGCUGCAAGAGGGAGACAGAAGAAAGCUGCGACCCAUCGUCGACUCAGUCUUUGGACAGGGGGAGUCGGGCGUAGAGCGAAGCGGCGCCCCGCUGGCCGCCGCCAUGCUGGGCGGGCUGGGUGGUGCAGGUGGUGCAGGUGAGGUGGACACGGACGACGAGGAGGACGAGCGGGACUUCGAUGAGCCGCUGUGUGCGCUGGUUAAGAACUGCAACAUGCUGCACAACUUAGUGGGGCCCGCUUGUAUCUUCCUCAGACAGGGCUUCGCUCAGAGCCAGCUAGACAGAGAUCUACGACCAGAGGAGAUGGAAGAGCUGCGUGAGGCGUUCAGGGAGUUUGACAAAGACAAGGACGGCUUCAUCAGCUGUAAGGACCUGGGAGAGUGCAUGAGGACGAUGGGAUACAUGCCGACAGAGAUGGAGCUGAUAGAACUCAGCCAGCAGAUCUGUGGUGGCAGAGUGGACUUUGAAGACUUUGUGGAACUGAUGGGUCCCAAAAUGCUCGCUGAGACUGCAGACAUGAUUGGAGUCAAAGAGCUGAGGGAUGCCUUCAAAGAGUUUGACUCUGACGGCGAUGGUCAGAUCAGCCUCGGGGAGCUGAGGGAAGCCAUGAAGAAACUAAUGGGGGAGCAGCUGAACCACCGCGAGAUCGACGAGAUCCUGCGAGACGUUGACCUCAACGGGGACGGACAGGUGGACUUUGAAGAGUUUGUGCGAAUGAUGUCCCGCUGACUCUUCACCAAACCUCACUCUACUGCACUAACAUGGACCAGACUGCACACUGUUAAUGUCCUCAUAAUUCUUCUUGUUGUACAAAGACUCGUUAGUGUGUGUAGCGUUCAGUGACCUCCAUCUCCUCUGAAGUAUAAGAGGAUCCCUUCAAUGUGUUUCUGUUGUAUGAAUGUAAUGUAUAUUUAACACUAGUGGAGGGACAACAAAGCUUC